UGUAGGUUAGAAUUUAGAGAAACCCCUUAAAUUAAUACCCACACGAAGAGACGUUGAGAGGUUAACGAAAUUCAGCGCACACCAAAGCAAUCUCUAACCCUUAUAUGUUUAAAUUUAUACAUAUUGCGUAAAUUUAUCAAGCAAUUACGAUCAAAUGUACAAGAAAAUAAAUAUAAUAAAAAAGGUAGAUCGAUUACUUAAAAUGGAUGUUGUGUUGGUUAGGGUAGACGUUGGCAUCAGUCGCCGGUCGAGAGGUCCGUCCAAACCCUCCCAACUCUCUAACGGACUAUAUUUUAUUUUUAUUUUUCUCUUUAUAUAUAUACAUAAACUUAAUUAUAUAAUAGACUAUAUAUAUAUGUAUACGUGCUGUUGCUCUUCACCUUUCUUCUUGUUCCCACAUAUCCAUCUUCCCCAACCUUUCCCAAAAAGAAAAACUUAGGGUUUUAAGCUCCAAGAUUCCUACAGAUAUAUAUUUAAAACACACAAACGCAUAAAAAUAAUUGCGUAUGUUGUUUAUGUAACAUCUGUGUGUUUUAUUUUCUUGUGAUAUUUUUCUUUGUUCUUUGUAUUGGUUUAGAUCGUUACGCUUGAGAUUAAAGUUGUCCAGUAGUUAAAUAUAAAGAUCAGCCUAAAGAAAGAGAAGGAUUAUGUGUAGUCGAGGCCAUUGGAGACCAGCAGAAGACGAGAAGCUCAAGGAUCUGGUCGAACAAUAUGGUCCUCAUAACUGGAACGCCAUAGCCCUCAAGCUCCCUGGUCGAUCUGGAAAGAGUUGUAGAUUGAGAUGGUUUAAUCAACUGGAUCCGAGAAUAAAUCGAAACCCUUUCACUGAAGAAGAAGAAGAAAGACUUUUAGCGGCUCACCGGAUCCAUGGGAACAGGUGGUCCAUCAUCGCUAGACUUUUCCCUGGAAGAACUGACAACGCCGUCAAGAACCAUUGGCAUGUUAUCAUGGCUCGACGCACACGUCGUCAAACCUCCAAGCCUCGUAUUCUUACCUCCACGACUUCUUCUUUAUUGGAGACUGAACAAAUCAUGAUGGCUUCUGGUGAUCGGAAGAGAAUACUUGGGGACGGUAUCAGUUACCCUUACCAAUUCUCUCAUAUCAAUCAUCUUCAGUUGCUAAAGGAGUUCUUCACCGAAAAGAUCGCUUUCAAUACCAAAGAUGCGAUGGUAGCAAAUCAGAGUAAAAAGCCUAUGGAGUUCUACAAUUUUCUACAAGUAGAUAUGGAUUCUAACAAGAGCGAGAUUGUUGAUCAAGAUUCAGACCAAAGCAACCCCCAUGACUCGGACAACAAAAACGAAAGUCGUGUUCCUUUCUUCGACUUUUUAUCUGUUAAAAACUCUACUUCCUAGGGUUAACUCGUUUGCAGUAUAUCCGUAUAUGUAUACGUAUGUAAGUCAUAAUUUCUAGAUUUAACUAAUUAGUCUGUACUCUGUAUACGUACGAGACUUGACAUCGAUUGAUUACACGUAUGUUUGACGUAUGUAAAUUACUAAAUAGUGAGCUCUAGCUAAUCUAAGCUAAAUGUUAAAAUGUACCAAAUGUAAAUGCAUCCACUCCACGCAUUAUUAAUCGGUUUAUAUGAGGUGAGGUGGGUAAAAUGUCUAAUCAUAUAAUUCUUCUACCAAUAAAACAAUCAGCGGGCUAUACAAACAGAUCGCUUACGGUCGUGUAACCAAACCCUAUAAUUAAACUUACGGCGGCGUUCUUAAUUAGUUUAGAAUAUUAAUUAAAAGAUGAUUUAACUAAAGAAAACAAAAGAUGUCGUGUAACCAAGAAGUAGAUGCAAUUACAUCAGCGGGCUAUACAAACAGAUCGCUUACGGUCAAGAUCAGGCACAAGUAAAACGCAUAUAUACACACACAUUCAUAUAGCAAACAAUCCAAUAUCCAUAACUUAUGUGAAUACAUUACAUAUAUAGAGAAAAUCACCUAAAGACCAUAAAAUGAGUUUUUUUUAACAAAGAGUUAAAAAAUCAUUCUACCCUAACUUUAUAGAUAUAUAAUUAUAAAUAAUUAUUUCAAUAAAUAAUCAAAAAUCAAAAACAAUUUUUUAGAAUGAUUCACCAGCCAGUUUGCUUGCAAGAAGGGUUAUGGGAAUAAUAGGAACUAUAGAUCAUGAAAUGCUUACCAAGGAACGUGAUUCCCACAAAUACUUUACAGAAAACAGGAUGCACUACGAGGGGAACCAUGAAAGUAACAGAUUGGAGUACCUGAUACCUAAAAAAACAUCAUUGAGACAUAGGCUACCAAUGGGAGACCAAGGAUUCACAGACUUUGUGGCUCAUCUUCUUGAGAUAAACCCAAAGAAACGUCCCUCUGCAUUAGAGGCUCUCAAGCACCCUUGGGUUUCAUACCCAUACGAACCCAUCUCUGCUUGAAUGACCUGACACAACCAGUGACUUACUUUGGCCAUCAUAAAAAAACCGCAGAUUAGUGGGAAAAAACUUAUUAACUGUGCAAAGUUGAAGCACCAAACCAUGUAAAAGUUAGUCUUCCUUUGUGGCUGUAUUCUUCAGUCAAGAGGUGGUUAUGCGUAGGCUUGUGACGGAUCGGGUAUCCGGGCAAUUUUAAGGUAUCCUGAUCCGAAUCCUUAUCCGGAUCCGGGGUUUUCGGAUAUCCGGAUGUCGGAUAUCUUUUUAAAAAUUAUAAUAUGUGGCGGAUAUCUGGAUCCGGAUUUGGAUCCUUAAAAUAAAUAAAAAAUAAUAUUAAUAUAUAUAAAAUAUUAAAAAUAGUUUAAAAAUAAAAAAAUAUAUAAUGUUUUUAAUUAUUUCUAUGUAUAAUAUUACAAAAUUUACAUACAAUUUAUAUAUACUAUUAUAAAAAUGAAAAUAUAUUAAAUAAAAUUAAUUUAUAUAUAUAAAUAUUACUAUUUUUGAAAUAGUUAUUAAUAAAACUUACGGAUCCGGAUAUCCAGAUUAAAAAAUAAAAACCCGGAUUUGGCUUUAACGGAUCCAACAUUUUACUAUUUGGAUCUGGAUUCGGCCCCUCCGGAUAUCUGGAUUUUCGGAUCGGAUCCGGAUCGAAUCCGGAUUUCGGAUAAAAGUCUAGUUAUGUUAGUGCAAAGGUGGGAGAUUUAGAGAAGAAAAACUUUUUGGGAGUUUUGAUUAGAUCAUGUAACACUUGUGAUUCUUGUUCUCUUAGAACAGAUUGUUGCUAAAACUUGUGUUUGUCUCAUCUGCUGAUCCUAGUCUUUCGAUUAUUACUACUUCAUCUGUUUCAGAUAUAUAUUCUUUAAAACCUUUUUACAUGUAUUAAAUGUAAAUUACAUAUAUCAAAAUUGUAACAAUUUUCAGUAUCUUUAAAACAGUAAUAAUUCAAUAAAAUUUUAAACAAUUUACCACUAAUGAUUAAAUAAAUAAAAAAUGUAUUUUAUCUUGGGAAAUUGGGUUGUAUAACCAUGAAAAAAAUUAUAAUCCACUGCAUAACCAAUUUACCUGACAUUUCUAUACACGGCGUUAGAUUUAUAUAAUAAUACUGUGUUGCCCCUUUCUGCAACCGGUGAAACCUGAAGCAAAAGCAAAAAAAAAAAAAAUCUUAGUUAUUAUCUGUAAAAAGUAAAUCGUGGCUUACCUUCCUUCACAUCAAUUCUUUUAACUUUCUUUGAUAACUUUUGAGAAACUGAAAUUUCUCCGUCGAUGGUUUUCUUCACCUCUUCGAGCCCACCAUUUUCUCUACACCAUUGUCGCCGUCAGCCUUGUCCGACUUUAUUCGCCUUCUCGAAGUGUGUUGCAAAGGGGAUGUCGUCUUCGCUUCUGAAAUCGAUUGCGAGAAGACGGCAUUACAGUCUAAUCGGCGAGAAGGAGCAACCCGAGCCUCGUCUCCUUCACAUCGGCGAUUCAUCAGAGAUCUGUUGUGAUACUGUUACAAAUGGAAGAUUUAGACUGCUAACUAGAUUGUUCGAAACUGGAUUUGAGUCAUCUAGUGAAUAUAUUCUCAUUUAUAUGUAAUGGUGCAAUGUGUAUAUAAAUGAAAUAAAUUAUGUGCAUGUAAAUGGAACCAUCAUACAUAUGAAAUGGAAUGUUAUAUAUUUA
Messenger RNA from Brassica rapa (field mustard), 4033 nucleotides. Its product is annotated as transcription factor MYB54. Gene Ontology annotation, biological process: regulation of DNA-templated transcription. Gene Ontology annotation, molecular function: DNA-binding transcription factor activity, RNA polymerase II-specific; RNA polymerase II cis-regulatory region sequence-specific DNA binding. The record is from RefSeq and is a predicted model, not a curated record. NCBI's taxonomy places the organism in Eukaryota, Viridiplantae, Streptophyta, Magnoliopsida, Brassicales, Brassicaceae. Gene Ontology annotation, cellular component: nucleus.